Molecule: messenger RNA, 255 nt
Organism: Rhizopus microsporus ATCC 52813
Lineage: Eukaryota; Fungi; Mucoromycota; Mucoromycetes; Mucorales; Rhizopodaceae
Exons: 1
Coding region: 57-227 (56 amino acids)
Source: RefSeq, a predicted model, not a curated record
AAGUGGCAUAGAAUACUUGGAGAGGUUAGUCUUUACACCGAGACUAUUGGUAAACAAUGAGGGCAUAUAGUAGUGCUUUUUUUUUUAUAUCAAGCACGUUGAAAAAGCGUGAACAUUGGGCUGGUUGCUAUGCCAACAGAUAUGCACAUUUUGGCAAUAGAUCUACAUAUAGAGUAGAAGGCACUCAUACAGCAAUAGACUACAUUGGGAAAGGUUUCUUCCGGUAAGAUAUCCACCAUAACUGCGAAGAUAGAC